UCAAAUGGGCGGGGUUUUCUUUUCUUCAAGUUUGGAGAAGGAGUAAUGCGGUUUAACACACGUUACAGUUUUCUAAAGCACAAGACAAAAAUAGAGGAUUUUGAACACUAAUAGGUACAGGACAACACAUUUAAACAUGUUCAGUUGGUAAUACACAAAACGUGGUGGAGAACGACUGCACCCGGACAUUUUAUAAAUUUGAACUGCGAUCGAGGGAAAGCGCAAUGAAAGUGGACGGUACUACUAGAGAGAGAGCGGUAGUGUAGAAGCUUCAGUCUGUCUCCCCAAUCCAUGGUAUCCUAGUAACCAGCUUUUCCAGUUCACCGGAGACUCGAACAGGUGGCACUUAACGGCAGUGGCAGACUCUGCUAUAUUGUAAGAAAGCAAAACGAGAAACCAAGCUGGACUCCCAAGUGGAAUGGGAAACCAAGUGGAAAAACUGACCCACUUGAGUUACGCAGAAGUUCCAACCGCUGACCCCACAGGGGUUGACCUAGAUGACGGUCCUAGGAUAGGUGUUUCCUAUAUUUUUUCUAACGACGAUGAGGAUUUAGAGGAAGCUCUACCUGAAACGGGUCAAGAACAGUCGGGAGUAACGCCGCAGGAAGAAGGCGAUGUGGAGGGUAACGAGGUGGAGUGUGCAGUAUUUUACCGAGAAGAGUGUAUUUUUGAGAAAAACUGCAAAUCGAUGGACUUGAGCACAUACUCUCCGGAGAAUCUGCUUAACAAAUGUAAGCCCGGUGAUGUGGUGGAGUUCGUAAGCAGGGGUCAGUAUCCUCACUGGGCCGUUUAUGUUGGUGACUUUCAGGUGGUGCACCUGCACCGGGCGGAGAUCCGUAACGACUUCCUGACUGAUGCUAGCCGGUCUCGGAGGGGUAGAGUCGUCAAUGAUCUGUACAAGUUUAAACCUCUGAAUAAAGAAGUAGUGGUGCAAAAUGCCAUGGAGCAAGUGGGAGUAAAGGACCAGGAGUUGAACUGGAGGAACUCGGAGUGCUUUGCUGCCUGGUGUAGGUACGGCAGGCGGGAGUUUAAAAUUGGUGGGGAAAUUAGGAUUGGCAAACAGCCGUACAGAUUAAAACUACAGCUCUCUGAGAAAACUACACAUACACUGGAGUUCCAAAGCUUGGAGGAUUUAAUCAUGGAAAAGAGAAAGAACGAUCAGAUUGGUAGAACAGCUGUUAUCCAGGAACUUUCUAGCCAUCUAAAUUCUGAGGAUACAGUCCAGACUGAUCACAAUGAUAACUGAUGGAUUGAAACUGAAGGCUGCGAAAUUGAGCUGUUAUAAGCCCUUUGGGCCGCUGUGAUAGCAUUUACUCAAAUCACAUGUGAAAGGAAAGCUGAUUAUUCCUGCCUAGAGUUUAACCACUUCAUUGCUGUAAUGAUCUGAUUUCAGUCAUCAGUAGAGGCCUUGUAUUUAACACCAAAGCUGGUAGCAGUUUACAUAUAUAGUAUUUUCCUCCUUAAAUUUCUGCAUUUCAAAAUUUCGUAGAACUGGGUGUUUUUUGCAUUUAUCUUCACCUCAUAUCUUUGUUUCCAGUUCAGGAAAUGUAUUUUUGUUUAGAAGAAUUGUCAGAAUUUGCUUACUUAAGUUAUUUUUACUUCAAGAGCAUUCCCAUUUUGGUGUAAUCAAGGUUGUGAUCUUUAGGCACAGACCUCUAUGGUAACUAAGGAUUUUAGAAAUUUACUGGUUUUAAUUCAGUACAUGUAUGGGUGCAGUUUGUUGUACCACUUAUGGUGGUGAUCAUACAUUUUGAAACUUUUUAACCCCGGCCCUUUGUAUCUGCACAAAUUAUGCAUACAAAUUAUGGGAACUUUUUCAUACAAACACAUUAUCUAUCCAACCUCAGUUCUUUGUGCAAACUGUAUUAAGCUAUUUUUGUAUUACAUGGGAAAGUCAGAUCAUUUGGCGUAAGUCAUAUCUCUCGACUGUCCAUAACUUUGCCCUCCCUCACAGAAUGUGUGGUUUACUGGUAAAUCACUGAUAUAGGUUACUAAACAAUGACAUGUUGAGUUUUAGACUUCAGAUUCUUCAGAAAAUGCACAAUAACACAAAUCCAGUUAUUCAAUACACUUUCUAAGUUUUAUAAGAGUAAUAUUAAAAUCUGUUCCUAUUUUUUGUCCUUUUACCCACCAUUAUUUAAAGCUUUGUCCAGAUUUUUAGUGCUAAGAGGUUUAGCGGUAUGCUUAAGUUGUAUAUCAGUGGGUUAACAGGCUGCUAAGUGAAAAAGGUAAUUGUGGAAAUAAUUUGACACCAGUUAUGAUGCUGUAAUGUUUUGCUUUGCCUCUUUUUCCCAAUGUUGUACUGCUUUGCUGAGUAGAGCAAAGCAGUAUAACAAGUUGUCGGUAAAAGUGUACAAAUAUGUCCAUUCCGCAUUGGACAUGAGAGAUUCACUAUGCAUUUUUUAACAGCAUUGUAUGCUAUAAAAUGUGAUUUAAUGUUACACAACUAGAGAAGAAUAAUUCUACGAUAAAGUAUGUCAAAAUACCUCUUAAAACUUGCUCUGUAGGACAUAUGUGCAUACCUUGUAAAGAACAAAUUCUUGCUAAGAAUUUUACUUUCCUUUAUGUGGUUUCAUAUUUGUAAACUCUGUCCCAAAACAUUUUAAUAGGUUUAGGAAAACAUUUUGCAUACAUAUGUAUUACAUAAGGGAAUAUUUUGAACACUGUUUUGACAAGGUGGGAAGGCUUGCACACAGUGAAGUUGACAGUUUUUUAUUUUGGCAGCCUUUCUCAUUUUUAGACAACGUAGAAUAGGUUUCAUAAUACAAAACAAAAUAAUCUCCCCACACCAGAAGUCACAUGGAUCACCGUAAAGGGCUCUGUCACCAAGUCAGGUGUCUAGUCAGCAUUUUAAUUCUCUAUACCCCACACACUUUUAAAACUGUUUUCUGAUUUAGGUUUGUGCAUAUUUUUGUAGAUGUGAAUUUUCACUUGGAAUGGAAUUUGAAACACCACUGACUUCAUGAUUUCCCUGUGCUGUCCUUUUACAGAAAUUAGAAUUUCUGAUGACUGUGCUAAAAUCUCCUAAUACUUUGAAUGGAUAUUCAUGUUCACAGUGCAGUAUUUGAACAGGAUGUGAAGCAUAUGUAGCAUGCAGCCUGAAACUGUAAAUCUGGAUGUAAUAUCACAGUAUAUUGUGCAGUUUCGUAGUUAUGUGGCCUUGAUAUAUGUGAUCCAAAGUAGGUGUGUGUCUUAUAAUGUUUCAUAUCCUCCAAGUUUAGGACUGUUGAUGUGGCUUUUUUGGGCUUCACUAUCCCCAUAAACUAACUUUCAGCCAUAGUACACAGAAGAACUGCUGUGAAUACCUAACAUUUAAAGUAAUUGCACUUCUCAUGUGUGCUGUGUAAAGUUAUUGUAGCGUUAUCCUUCAGAUUCUUUGGCACAAAACAAGUCAUAGAAAUGUAAGCUAUGUUUUUAUUUGAUACUAGUAUUAAUCUCGGUUGUCAAAUUAUAUUUUGUGGGAACAUCUGAGAAAAUCCAUGAUUCUCUUUGCAAAGAGAUUAGACCACCAUGUUAUGUGUCUUAAACUGUGAACCUCACCCUGCCCUUCAGUUAUUGCUUGAUUUGAAACAGUGGUAGAGCUACAAAUGAUUGUCAAAUGAACUCAACUCUUUAAGCAGUUAGGCAAGUACCACACACUGUAUGUUGGUACUUUGCAUGUUUCUUGAGUACUCACAGUUACAGCUACAGGCUUUGAUAGUUGAAAAGAUUAAUCGAUUAGACAACCAUUUAUGUGGGGGGAGGGAUGUUUUACAGCCACUGUACAUUAUUUUUAGUUGAUUAAGUUGGUAUGACUUGCAUUUCAAAUGAUUGAGAUUAAAAUUUAGAUGUCAUUUGGACUGCUAGAAUAAGAUCAUGUCUUUGGAAGUGAAUCUAGCAGUUGAAUUAAUGUUGCUGGGAUGAAAUUACUUGACUGCAGCAAAUAAACAGUGUUUGUUUGAUAGUGA
Messenger RNA from Protopterus annectens (West African lungfish), 3947 nucleotides. RefSeq names its product LRAT domain containing 2 (gene LRATD2). NCBI's taxonomy places the organism in Eukaryota, Metazoa, Chordata, Ceratodontiformes, Protopteridae. The coding region runs from base 419 to 1246 and encodes 275 amino acids. The record is from RefSeq and is a predicted model, not a curated record. The transcript is spliced from 2 exons.